UUCGCUGUUUUUUUUCAUUAUAAGUUGACAACUCAAUUACUCUUAAUUGGUUUUGAACUGUUUGAUAAAAUUGACUAUCUUUGUUAAUUAGCUGAUUUCCCAUUGCAAUGUCCCAAGCUACUUUAUAUACUACUGCUUCCAUUCGUGGUGUUUUGCCCAAAGCCUUCAUUGACUAUUUUAAGUUAGAUGUUGCUGUCAAAACACCAGAAUCAGAUGCUGAGAACUAUACAAGAAAUUUUCCUUUGAAAAAGGUUCCAACUUUUAUUGAUGCUGAAAGUUAUAAGUUGCAUGAAUGUAUUGCAAUCAAUUUGUAUUUGUUAAAAUCCUCAGAUCCCAAGAAUACUUUAAAAUUGCUAGGUUCUUCAACUAAUGAAAAAAUUCUUAUUAAGGAUUACUGUCAAAUUAUCAAAUGGUUAUCCUUUGCUAAUUCGGAAUUAUUGUAUCAAUUGCCAUUAGCUUUUAAGCCUUUAACUGGUGCUUCUCCUUACAACAAAAAACAAGUUGAAAAUGCAUUGGUUGAAAUUGAUAAGAUUGUUGAUGUCUUUGAGAAGAGAUUGACUAAUUUUACUUACUUAGUUGGGGAAAGAAUCUCUUUGGCUGAUUUAUUCUCUGCUACAUUGGCUACAAGAGGUUUUGAUCAUUUGUGGGGUGAUGAAUGGAGAGCCAAAUUUCCAAACUUUGUUAGAUGGUACAAGACUGUUAUUAGCCAUCCAAUUUUAUAUCCAAUUUACAAAGAUUACAAAUUUAGAGAAAAACCUGUUGAAUUUGUUCCACCAAAAAAGGAGAAGAAACAACAACCUAAAAAACAAGAAAAGAAACAAAAACCCAAAGAAGAUGAUCAAGAAGAUGAACAACUUGUUAAAAAGAAACAAAAACACCCAUUAGAAGCCUUAGGUAAAUCUACAAUUCCAUUAGAUGAAUGGAAACGUGUUUAUUCUAAUGAGGAAACUAGAGAAACUGCUUUACCAUACUUUUGGGAUAAGUUUUUUAACCCCGAAGAAUGGUCCUUAUGGAAAGUUGGUUAUAAAUAUAAUGACGAAUUAACGUUGACUUUUAUGUCAAAUAAUUUGGUUGGAGGCUUUUUCAACAGGUUAUCAGCAUCAACUAAAUAUUUAUUUGGUUGUUUGGUUGUUUAUGGAGUUAAUAAUAACAAUGGUAUUAUUGGUGCUCUUCUAGUCAGAGGACAAGAUUUCAAACCAGCAUUUGAGGUUGCACCUGAUUGGGAAUCGUAUGAAUAUGAGAAAUUGGAUGCAAGCUCGGCUGAAACUAAAGAUUUUGUUAAUAAUAUGUGGGCUUGGGAUAAACCUGUUGUUAUUGGUGGUAAGUCAAUUGAAAUCAGCGAUGGUAAGGUUUUAAAAUAAGGGUGUUGUAGUAUAUAUCUAUAAAUAAAAUACCAAGAUACAAAAAAUUUUUCAAUAUAUUUUUUAUAAAGUAAUUUAAUUUAUUUUUCCAGAGUAUUUUCAAGAACUAGUAAAAUUAAGCUGUAAGUAAGAGAAGAAAUAAAAGAGAAAAUAAAACCGGAAACGAAAUCAAAAUUGGAAGAAAAUAAAAUUCAAAUUAUAAAUAGAAUUUGAAAUAAAGUUCGGAAUAAGAUUUUUAUUUAGAU
This is a messenger RNA of Ascoidea rubescens DSM 1968, 1606 nucleotides long. RefSeq names its product elongation factor 1-gamma. The transcript has a single exon. The record is from RefSeq and is a predicted model, not a curated record. Gene Ontology annotation, biological process: translational elongation. Gene Ontology annotation, cellular component: nucleus; cytoplasm. Gene Ontology annotation, molecular function: translation elongation factor activity. Lineage: Eukaryota; Fungi; Ascomycota; Saccharomycetes; Ascoideales; Ascoideaceae. The coding region runs from base 108 to 1361 and encodes 417 amino acids.